This is a messenger RNA of Pecten maximus, 807 nucleotides long. RefSeq names its product histidine N-alpha-methyltransferase-like. Gene Ontology annotation, molecular function: methyltransferase activity. The record is from RefSeq and is a predicted model, not a curated record. Bases 1 to 807 code for a protein of 268 amino acids. The transcript has 7 exons. NCBI's taxonomy places the organism in Eukaryota, Metazoa, Mollusca, Bivalvia, Pectinida, Pectinidae.
AUGGCAGAUGACCGAAAGCAAAGCCUGGUGACGGGGCUGACAUCAGGUAGUCGGAAAUACAUCCCGACGUGGUACAACUUUGACAAGACUGGAUCGGAACUUAACCUUACAGCUGUCACGAAAAAUGGUGGAUACUAUUUGACAAAAAGUCAAACUUCAGGUUUGGAACAACAUGUGCAGGAUAUAAUUCCUCGGGUUCCAUAUGACUUUACCUUAGUUGACCUCGGAAGUGGAGACUGUUCCAAAACGAGAUAUGUUAUAGAUGAGCUACUGAAAAGACAACAGAACCUUUCGUUUUUCCCUGUUGACAUUUCUAGAGAAUUUCUUUUGAAUUCUACAAAGAAACUGAGAGAAGAAUAUGCUGACUCGCUCGUAGUUACACCUAUAGGUGCGGACUAUCAACAAGGAGUAGAGCAACUGAAGCAAUUUAAAGGCCCUAACCUGAUACUUUGGAUUGGCAGUAUGAUUAAUUUGCCUUAUGAUGUUCAGGUGGAUACUCUCAGGAUGAUCUCCACCAUUAUGACAGACAAAUGCCGACUAGUCUUUACUGGUGACAUCACACAGGACAGAGACAGUAUCCUUAAAGCCUACCAUGACGACGAAGGGUUAAUGCAAUGCUUCGUUGAAUAUGCCAUCAUUCGCCUGAACAAAGAGGAAGGAAGCAAGAUUGACCUAGAGAAGUUCACAUACGAGAUGGAUUUUAUCUCUGACCGAAAUCCCAAUCAUAUGAGCUACGUCACAGCUUACUUGGAAGCAAAGGAAGCUGUUAACUAUCCGAUACUGAAAUCUGGAAAAUUAUCAAAGUGA